AUGGAAAGUGAGGAGAGUUUUUUAGUCUUAGUACAUUGCUCUGGAAAAAUAAAAAAGAGUAAAAGUCACGGUGUAAAGUUUAUCGAUAGAGAACCAUUGAAUGUCUUUAUCCGGUCAUCUAAUACGCUGUUAGAUCUGAAAACCAGUAUAUUGCAAAAGUUGGGAGUGUGCGGGACAAAGUGGGUGAAGAAGCUGUUUUACAAGAUUCCUAUUGCGGUUGUGUUGACUAGCAUGAAAUAUGAAACAUUCGUGAUAGGGUCCGAUGAAGAUAUGCAGGUGUUGUUUCAUUGUCGGCGGAGUUUUCUGGAAGUGAGGAUACACGAGUUAUUUGCGAAGUUGGAACAUGUCAUCGAUAGUUCUAGGACAUCGGCGCCGAAUCCUCAGUCAACUACGAUGGAGGGUGCUUCUAUCUCGAUGCCUGUCAUUGCACCUGAUUAUUUGUUGGCUAAUCAUCCAUCUAGUGCAGUUGGGGUAGUUACGUUAGCCUGUCCGAUUCCAGACGUUGGACGUGAGGGUGAACCGGAUCGGGUUGAAAAUGCGAUGCGAGAGGAUGAUUCGGAUGAACAACCUGCUGACAUUGGUGGGACAAUGAUGAUGAUAUUUCGACAAACCUAUAAGGAGGAAGCUGUUCUGAGUAUAAAGGAUUACAGCAUUCGCCGUGGUGUUGAGUACAGGGUGAUAGAGUCGGAUCAUCUUAAGUAUCAUGGGAGGUGCAAGGAGUUCGGUAAAGGUUGCACGUGGAUGAUUCGCAUCACACUUCGGCAGCAAAAGAGUACCUGGGAGGUUCGACGGUACAACGGACCAUACACUUGCUUGGCUACAUCGAUAUCAAGUGACCAUCGACAGCUUGAUUAUCAUGUCAUUUGUGCGAAGAUCUUUCCUCUGGUUCGAGCCAAUGCGGCGAUCUCGAUAAAGGUAUUGCAAGAAGCUACUGAAGCAACGUAUGGGUUCAGGCCUAGUUACAGGAAGGCCUAG
Arachis ipaensis is the source of this 975-nucleotide messenger RNA. RefSeq lists its product as uncharacterized. The record is from RefSeq and is a predicted model, not a curated record. NCBI's taxonomy places the organism in Eukaryota, Viridiplantae, Streptophyta, Magnoliopsida, Fabales, Fabaceae.